GCAUGGCCUCCGUUCGGUAGUGUGGCGCCUGCGCGCCGGCCGGCUGGUGUCAUGGGGUCGUGCAGAAGGGGUUCGGGCGGCGCCCGUGCAGCUGCUCAGUUGCGCGCCGGGUUGUUGGUGUUGUGACUCACAUGGGACAGAGACGCGCCCAGGACCCGUGAACAGGAGACAUCGAGUGUCCAGUCGCGGACAAUUGAGCGGUUCACGGAUAUUCAGUGAAACGUAAGAUCGAGCAGUGCCCAGAGUGACAGAAAUACUGGGUGGUGUUGAUUGACUUCUGCGAAAAAAUCCAACCAAGAAGACAGCUUUGAAACGUCAAGUUUCCUAUCAUAGCCAAGUUGUUUAUGACGCUGUUGAUCAUUUCAUCUUAGUAUACUGAAGCAACGAUGGGUCGGCGCCAGCGCGGCAUCACCGACACACUGCCGCAGACAGUGCGUCGGAACAAUGCUAAGAACGAGCGGAAGACGAUGGCGGCCCUGGCCGAGAACAUCUGGUCGUCGGUCGAGUCGGGCCGAGAACGGCGGCUCAGGCUGGCCUGCGAGCGGCACUACGGCCUGGGGGGCCAGCCACGGGUCCCAAGCAAAUUGAAUGAGACAGCACUUUCGAGCAAGUCCGCUGAUGAAAUCCCGGCCUCCAGCCAGCCGGCCGAAGUCACAGCACCCAGCCAGGCGAGAGAUGAGGUUUUGGCACUCUGCCAGCCAGUUGACAAAACGUCAACAACCAGUCAUCCGACGGAUGAAGUCCCAGCAGCAAGUCAUCCGACGGAUGAAAUCCCAGCAGCUAACCUGUCACUUGAUAAAAUACCGGCGCCUGGGACGCCGACUCCGGAAACCCUAUCACCCACACAGCUAAGUCAUGAAAUUCCGGCACCCAGCCAGCUGCUGGAUAAAGUACCAGCGCUAAGCCAGGGUGAACAGCCACAUGAGCCCAUAGAGCUGAGUGAACAGCCCACUGAAGCUCCGGUGUCAAGUGGGCAGAUCUUCGCAGCUCCGGCGCAAGGUGAGGAGCCCGCUGAACCUCUCUCACCAAAUGAGUACGCGAGCGAAACCCUGUUGCCAGAUGCCAAGGUUCCAGAAUCGAGGGAGCAGACUGCUGAAGACCUCAUGAAGGGUGCAAAGUCUGCCGCAACCUUGAUACCAAAUGGUCAGUCCACUGACACCCCUGUGCGGAACACGCAACCUGAUGAACCCACCGUGCAGAGUCAGCAGCCUGCCGAAACCCCAUCGCCAAGUAAGCAGCCGCUUGAAGUGCCGGUAAAAAGUGAGUGGACCCCGCUUGAAGCAGCGGUACCAAGUGAGAAGCCUGUUGAGGUGCUAACAUCGAGUGACCAGCUUGUUAAAGUCCCGGCACCAAGUGAGCCCCCAGCUAAAGCCGUAGGCCCAGACGAGCUGCCUGCUGAAGCGCCGGUGUUUAUUGAAAAACCUCUCGAAGAUUUGCUACCAAGUGGACAACUUCCUGAGGCCCCCGUACCAAGUGUGCGGCCGACCGAAAUCCUGACACCAAGUGAGCAGCCUACCGGAGUCCCGGUAAUAAGUGAGCAGCUGGUUGAAACUCUCAUACCAAGUGAACAGGCCGUCGAAGUCCCGGUACAACAUGAACAGCCCUGUGGAGCCUCGGCACCGAAUGAACCGCCUACUGAAGCCUCGGCACCACCUGAAGCGUUUACACCGAGUGAGCAGCCCGGUGAAACCACAACACCAGACGAACAACCCCCUGAGACUCCGACACCGAGUAAGCAAUCAUUUGAAGCCCUGAUACCAUGCGAGCAGCUUGUUAAAGUCAUGUCAUCAGAUGAGCAGUCUGUUAAAGUCCCGUCAUCAGAUGAGCAGUCUGUUAAAGUCUCGUCAUCAGAUGAGCAGUCUGUUAAAGUCCUGUCACCAGAUGAGCAGUCUGUUAAAGUCCCGUCAUCAGAUGAGCAGCCCGCUGAAGGUCCGGUACGAAAUGAAAAGCCAUCUGAAGCACCGGUACAGACUGAGCAGGUGGUUACUGCUACGCCGGCAACUGAAGACGCUGAAAUGCAGAGUACUGACGUACGUGGCCAUACCUCAAAGAAGAAGAGCAAGAAGGCAAAGCAUUCCGCUAGCCAGCAAGAUCCUCCUGUUCAAGAUAAAACGAUUCCGCAAAACGAACUCGCUAAGGAUCAAAAGCAUGGAGAGAAGGUGAAGGGAGAAAAGAGACACAAACGCCAUAAAGGCAGGCGGAAGACGUCUGAAGAAGAGCCCGACAUUCCUGUCACCCCGACACAGGGGGGCGAAAUGGGUGCACCACUAGUGACCGAUGUUGCGGCAGUAUCUUUGGAACCUUGCACUACAGGUCGGAGUCAGGCAGUAACCGACCAAUGUAGCCCAAGUAACGGUAUCACAUCAACGCCCAGCCCUGCAGGGAUCCACUCAAAUGGUCUGAGUACAGACUGUGCUUCUCCGGAGCCCAAUGCGCUGGAAGUUACGGGCGACCAGUGGACAACUGUAGAGACGAAGAAGGGAAAGCGAAGGAGAAAGCGCAGCGAACGGAAAGGUGAGCCGGAAACGGUCACUCAAGGACAAGAACAGACGCUUGAUGCCCCAUGUGACGACGGGCUUCAGACAGAAGUGAAGACAGAAGACGCAACGACGCAACCCAGUUUAACGACAGUACCCCUGUCAAACGUCGAUGGGUCGCUAAAUGCACAGUUUCCUCCAAAUGGUACGCCCAACGGAAAGCCGCAAGGAAUGGAAGAAGAAAUGUCAGGGCAUGCCAAUGAGCACUUGUGCACGCCAAUGACUUCUGUGCACGCCGCGACGGGGGCCGUCUUAGAGGGCACUGUGCCUUCAGAAAAGGGAGUCCAGGAACCAAAUGUGACCGCCGGAACAGCAAAGGAUGCGCUUGAACAACUGAUGUCGUCGGUGAGCAACCUAAGGGAGCAGUUCAAGGGGGCUCUCGAGGCCAAAAACAAAAGAAAACAAGAAUCAUCGACAGCGGCCGAAAGUGCGAUCACUCGAGUGGAACCUGAAACAAAACCAGCAGGCAUUUGUGGUGAGGCGCUGGAACCUGCAAGAGAUGUCUUCGACCUAUUGCUGUCAUCUGGAGAUGAUCUAAACCAGGGUUUUGAGGAAUCGUUUACGUUCGAGGAGCCAGCAGCAACCGAGCCUGUCAUUCAGAGCACGAUGACUGAAGCUUCCGAAGCAGAAAAGGUCUUUUCAGAACAAAACACGGGAAAGAACGAGAACACAGCGCAUGACUUCGAUUGUCUAACGAUACAAGGAGAUAAUCGGACCGAGGGCCUUGCUCCUGCUUCUGAAAAGGAAGAAAUCGCACAAGCCGGUGAUGAAUACGAUAGGCGAGCCAUCAAGGAGAAGGCAGAAGCCGCACCAGAUGCAUUUGAUCUGCUUAUGUCAGCUGACGACGCCCUGGGGGAGGGUUUCAAGGACGCUUUUGAAUCGGACGACUCGCCAGUUCCAGACUGGAGAAGCACAGAUGCCACAACAGUAGAAACCAAAGGACAGUUGAUCCACGAAAUGGGUAAGAUGGAUACCGCACCAAACGGUACACCGCCGUCAGCUGGGAAUGAUUCGGGACAGGAGUUCGAGGAUGCUUUCCAAUCCAAAGAUCCACCAAUCGAGGAAGUGCACAUAAGGGAGACGGAGGCAGAUCAAAAAUUGGAAUCAAAACAGGAAUCCACCAAAAAGCCAAGGAUGGAAGAAGCCACGCUAGACGUCUUUGACCUCUUGACGUCAGGUGGAGAUGACUUGGAGGAGGGAUUCAAAGAGGCUUUUGAGUCCGAAAACACAUUAAACAAGGAGCCGAAAACAGCAGACAACGUAGCCGAACUUAUUGGUUCUGACGUGUUUCCAACAGAGGAAAUGGCUGUAACAGAACCAGAUAUCAUUGAUCUCCCGACGUCUGUUGGAAAGGACCUGAACGAGGGAUUCACUGAUGCUUUUGAAUCCGAGAAGGCGUCAAUCAAGGAAACAAAAGUAGUGGAUGCCACGUCCGAUUCCAAGGAUUCCACAGCGCCGCCAAUUGAGGUGCACGAUGAGAAAACAGAGGAUGUUUUUGAUCUCCUAAUGUCAGCCGGUGAUGACUUGGAGGAGGGAUUCAAAGAUGCAUUCGAGUCCGGUGACGCGUCAAUCCAAGUCUCAAAAGUGGCAUGUGCCACAACGGAUGCUUUCGCCAAUGAAACGCCACUAACGGGGCAACUGGAAGAUCCAAAAGCCGUACCAGACGCUUUCGAUCUGCUGUUGUCAGCUGGAGACGAUCUGGAGGAAGGGUUCAAAAAUGCCUUUGAAUCCGAAGACCAGGAAAAGAAAGCGGCGGAGACCACAGCCACAGCCGAGAAAAUUGUGGAGGCGACGGACCCUAAAGACGGUAUCUUGAAUGUGGUGCCAACUCUGGACGUCGAUCAAGUUCCAAAAGUGGCAUGUGCCACAGCGGAUGCUUUCGCCAAUGAGAAGCCACUAAGUGAGCAACUGGAAGAUCCAAAAGCCGUACCAGACGCUUUCGAUCUGCUGUUGUCAGCUGGAGACGAUCUGGAGGAAGGGUUCAAAAAUGCCUUUGAAUCCGAAGACCAGGAAAAGAAAGCGGCGGAAACCACAGCCACGGCCGAGGGAAUUGUGGAGGCGACGGACCCUAAAGACGGUAUCUUGAAUGUGGUGCCAGCUCUGGACGUCGAUCUGGACAGCGAAUGCAGAUACCUCAAGGCCGAAGGACAGCCGACUAAUAAAGCCUCAAAAGCUCCAGAAGAGACAGCAGAUGCAGACGCUACUGCCAAAAACGGCAAACUUGGUGACAAGGCUCCGCCAGAUACAACUCCGGUGCCGAUAGAAGGGCCUCAUCUGUCUCAAGAGCAACCUACUGGGCAGGCGGGAGAUCCUGCACGACCAACGCUGGACGUUAGUAAGUCAGGUCGAAAGGAGAAAAACAAAGGCACAAGACCUAAGGCAAAGAAGGAAACAAGGCGUGUCCAGAAAGACGAAUCUCGUAUCAGCAAAGAACUAGCAGGCGAAGAUCAGCAAGAUUCACCAGAUACAAGCGAAGCGAGCGCAGAUCAAGCGAGUGAGAAGCACGAGCACGAGCCAGGAGAAAAGGUGAAAACAGAGGAAAACGUGGCAUCAAAACCAGAUCGCUCCUUAGCAGAAGCGCUGGACAUACAGGGUCACUGGUGGUUCGAAAAGGCUGUAUACGACGCGGCUGAAGCACGACAUUACGAGGCGCUAUCACGGCGAACUGGUUCCGAUUGCACGGCUACCAGCGACGAGUCUUUGAUCCCAUCGAACACGUCAAACGAACACGCGGGGUCCGACAAACCCGAACACGACCCCGCCGCGCCAAAACACGACGAGAGUUUGGCGCGCAGCAGUAGCCACGGCAGCAACAAAAGUUUUCCAUUGUACGAAGGCUGUUGUGAACAUUUCAGCGCAGAGGACGAGGAAGCAAGCGGCGACGAGGUCGUUCUCUGUGAGGAAGACGUCUCUCAGGAAGUCUGGAUCGAGAGCAAGUUAUACAAGGACACCCAUGCGACAAAGAACGCGGAGACGCCGGCUGAAGUGUCUCACAGACCACCAGACAGCGCCACAGCCGUGGACCACACACUCUGUUCAGCUCGCCUGUCUGCCGACCCGACAGCCGUUGCCGAGCCGCUGACCGUCGUCCCCUCGGAGCUCAGCGUGAACGCAAGUGGGCCGCCGCGCGCGUCACCGUCGCCGCCGUCGGACGGCACGCGAUCACGGCGCAGCACGUUCAACUCGGCCACCUCGCCCCUGUCGCCGCCGGCGGAGCUGGACGACGUCUACUUCGAGGACGUGGUGCUGGCGGGCAGGCAGAGUGACGUCACCAUGGCGGCGCUGCCCGGCUUCACCGCCUCACCGCUCAGCGAGGGGUUGGCGCCGGGCGAACAGCUCGACAGCCUGCGCACCGAGCCCGACCUGGACCUGAGCGAGCCGGGGACGGCCGACACCCUGGACGAGGGUGACGAGGGCGGCGAGCACCCUUUCUCCUACGACAGCCCGCCUGGCCGCGAGCAGCGGCCGGCGGCGCAUGGCGAGCUGGCGUCGCUGGUACCGAGCGACGGGCUGCAAAAGCCAGCUGCAGGGUUUCAGGAGCUGAUCCUGACGGCGGAGGUGCCGGCGACAGAGCUGAAGACAGACAUAAUCUUUCCGGAGCUGGACAAGGGUGUGACGAAAGUUGCGUUGGUCUCGGAGAUUCCGACACCAGGUAUUCGCACAGAAAUACCUCCCGUGUCUCUCCCCGCGGAAGCAGAAGCGCUGUCACAGACUCUGAAUCCGACACUGAUACCGGCUGCAGACAUACCAAAGUCCCCUAUGUCCACAGAAAUACCUCCCGUGUCUCUGGGUGUAGAUGUAAAUUCAGCUCAGGCUGCACGAGAACCAGAGCCAGUCCGGACGGCAGAAACACUGGCGUCGAAGGAGGCUUCCGAAAAAGCCGCUACGUCCGUAACUGCCGGGCUGACAACACCAGCUCAGGCAGCCCGUGACCUAGCGCCGGUGUUGGCAUCAACCCCAAUCCAAGGCGGCGCCAGGAGCACUCCCACCACCUCCGACAAAACGGAAGAGCGUCACGUCCACAAUGUGUGUGAGUCAUCGCCGAUGCACGCAAACAAUGACGAACGACGUAGUCAAGAGAAAGAAGAAGGUGCGAGGGACAACAACCAGCCAGUGACAAGCUUAGGAGCAGAUGACCCCAAAGGAAAUGAGAUAAAUGGUAAACUAGGUCUAAACGAGGAUGGCACAGCAUCGCCGAAAGACUCCGACGAGGACGCCCUAAAGUUUACUAGUCAGAACGCACCUCGCUCCCCCGUCGCCAUUAAAAGGUUAAACAGGAGGAAGAAGCCACGAACCGGAGGAAACAGGAAUGAUGCAGCUUGGCGUGAGAGGCGGACAUCCGCAGAGGAAGUUACAUCGCUUCAAGCUGAAGGAGAUACCACGAAUAAUGACCCUACGGGAACUGCAGCAGCUCCAAAAAAGUCACGGCAAGACGUUACCACAUUCGCCAGGACGCCAUCUACCGACGGAUCUGACGGCACGCAGUCGUCCAACACCUCCCAUACAACCGUCAUCCAAUCUGAAGCUAAAAAUGGUGUCGUCGACUCCAGUGAGAUCAUCCAAACCACCAGCCGACAGGCGGCCAACAAUCCGGCCCCAGUUCAGCCAGAGUCGUCGGCGGCCGUGAGCCCCGGCCCAUCGUCGGAGUCGGGUACGCGGCCGCGGCCGGUCGGGAGCUCCCGGCCCGUGCUGGCCGACCGCACGCUCUUCUUGCCCAGUGACGAGGGACGCACGUACGCCUCGCUAAUGCAGCAGGGCGCCGACAUGCAGCCAGCUCGGCCCGUCUUCCAGGCGCACGCCUGUCACGUCUGCAAGCGGCUGCACACCAAGCAGCACCGGCUCAAGUCGUGCGGCAACUGCCGGCUGGUGGCCUACUGCUCGGCCGAGCACCAACGCGCGCACUGGCCGCUGCACCGUGCCCUCUGCAAGGUCAUCACUAAGCGCAUGCGACACCUCGGUACCGACCACCUGUACCGGGAGGCGCUGAAUGUGGCCAGCCCCGAGCAGUGGAAGAAGAUUCGCUUCAAGCACAUGGCCGUGUGCGAGGAGAUGCUUGACCGCCCAAUGGAGGCCUACGAAAAGGAGAUGUUCCUGUACCCACGCGCCUGCGACACGUGCCACGAGACGAACCCGGACAAGCUGCACACUUGCACCAGCUGCCACUCUGUCAGCUUCUGCAACGAAACUCACCUGCGUAAGAACCACGGCAAGUUCUGCAAGGACCUGCGCAUGCUGCUCGACAUCCAUAGUCAUCAGAACAUGCACGGCGUGUGCGACCCGUCCCUGCCCGACACCGUGCUGACGACGUACGAGCCGCUGCCACCGCACAUCCGCGAGUUCCUCGUGGUCGGCCUGCUGGGGCCGCAGCGCGCCUUCAGCAUGGGCGCCGUCGAGCUGGCCGUUCUCUCCGACUGCGCCUCGUACCCGCUGUCGCUGCUGUACGCGCUGCAGAACAUCCCCACCACGCCCGAGGGCCACAUCAGCCAGCUGACCGAGCUGACCGUGCACGUGGUCGGCGCCGAGUUCGCCACCGACUGCGACCCGAUCGCGCGCUGGGACGUCUUCCUGCUGAACGUGCUGCCGCGGCUGCGCCGGCUGCACGUGGUGUUCGUGGGGCCCGAGCUGGAGGUACCCGGCAGCCGACCGGGCGUCACUGAGCAGGACUUCACGUGCGCGCCGUGCCGCGCCGCCGGCAAGCGCUUCACGUGCGAGUUUCAGCCGAGCACAUCCUACCACACGUACUGCCGCAGCCCGCAGUUCCGGCCGCCGCACGCCAUCUGCGCCUUUAACGCUGGUCUGCACCGCUUCGCCGGCCACGAGCGGCGCGACACGUGGCGCGAGACACUGCCCUACCUCGUGCCCGACGGCGUGCCGCUCGUGCUGACCGGCUACACGCUGCUCGAGUGUCCGCAGGACGUGGCACGCAUCCAGCUGGAGCAGAAGGUGGACGUACUGCUGCCGCCGAUGAAGAACCCAUACCGCAGCACGCGCCCGCAGCAGAACUUCCUCAGCGAGCACGAGGCGCCGGUUGUGUUCAAGAACCAGUACGUGGCCUGCCUGACGGCCGCCGCCAGGGCCAGGAAGUAGCACCCAUGGUGUCAUGCCUGGCGGGGGCAUGGUGAGACAACGCGGCGGUCUCAGUCCGGGUGUCCGGGACCAGGCGGCCUCGGCGGUCGGCUGGUGGUAGACACGACGUCUCUGAGACGAGGCCACGGCCGCGCUCCGAUCAGCGGCGGUGUCGUGCUGUGCGGUGAAUCAUGGCGCGGUGCUGCGUUAGCGGUUCUUGUGGUUCUAGGCCAAGGGCGAAAACUGGACUGAAAAGCCCGAAGCCUUUGAACAUGUCGGGUACUUCAGCCGCGGCACGCGUUUGUGCUCAUCAGGGACGAGGGAGCGCCCGAAUCCAGUCGCACAUCAAUCCAGACUGAACCGUUCCCUGCACUGGCGAUGGGAGAGUGGUGCCUGCGAAGUCCGUAGGACAGAGUCCAUGCUUCUGAAUCUGUCAGCUGUGAAAACGUGCACUCGGAACCAUGGGAGCGCGGAUCAACGUAUUCGGGGUCAAGUAGCUGUGAAAAGUCAUUGCGUGUGGUCGCGUGCCUUACUCAAUAAACGUCAAACUGCU
Pollicipes pollicipes is the source of this 9156-nucleotide messenger RNA. RefSeq lists its product as uncharacterized. Lineage: Eukaryota; Metazoa; Arthropoda; Thecostraca; Pollicipedomorpha; Pollicipedidae. The record is from RefSeq and is a predicted model, not a curated record. The transcript is spliced from 3 exons. The coding region runs from base 387 to 8624 and encodes 2745 amino acids.